GUGACAGAUCAUAAACUCGGUUGAGAAAUUAUGGAUAACAUGGAUUGCAACUGCGGUGGCUUAAAGCUGGUUUAUAACAUAUUCGUGUGCGUAGUAAUUUUUGUUAGUUUUGUCAAUGAUAUUCCACAAAAUCAGCAAGUUCAUCAUUAUUCGUGGACAUUAUUUGAAGAAAACGAAUCUGCAAUCGCAACGUAUUGGAUAAAUCCAUGUGGCAAUAUAGGGACAAAAAUUGAAUCCGGCAUACGACGAAGGGAUCCAAACCUGCCGAAAUUGAGAGACUCGUUGCCAAAUUUCAUCAACCGACUGCAGGACGACCAAAUGCAUGCAAUUGACACGUCAGACAUUGGCGAUUGGUUCAAACACAAUGCCACGUACACAUUCCUACAUCAACUUGACCCAACGACGAAUAGGGUUGACCUACAGAAGCGACACGAAGAGGUCCAGAUAUAUGUUGGGGCAUUUCAACAUCUGGUCUUCACGCAAAAGAAAUACGACAUUUUGCAUAACGAAGGAAAUGAGGUAACAAUCGAAAUUCAGCUCCUUUUUAUAUUAGCCAAAAACCUUCUAUGUGAAAUCGAAACAACCAUCGAACGUACAGGACACUCGAUAAAAACGGUAUUUACACGUGAGGGAAUGGAUAAGCUGCUAACGUUUCGCAACAAUAACAGCAUCAAUAAAUUUAGUGGCGAAGUAGAUGAAUUGGACAAUAAAUUUGCUAAAGUACGGUUUCAUGAGUAUGUGCGAAAUUUACAACAGUUACUGAAUCGUGCAGGUAAAAGGAAUUUUAGAAUUUAGUUCGAUAUACACAAAUCAAGAGAAAACACAAGAGAAAACUUGUAAACCUAGAGUUGAAGAGGCAAAAAAGAUAUAAAAUUAAAUGUUGUAAAAUGGGUCACGACCCUUCAUGUU
This is a messenger RNA of Bradysia coprophila, 909 nucleotides long. RefSeq lists its product as uncharacterized. Gene Ontology annotation, biological process: embryonic development via the syncytial blastoderm; cell surface receptor signaling pathway via JAK-STAT. NCBI's taxonomy places the organism in Eukaryota, Metazoa, Arthropoda, Insecta, Diptera, Sciaridae. The record is from RefSeq and is a predicted model, not a curated record.